Molecule: messenger RNA, 1671 nt
Organism: Rotaria sp. Silwood1
Lineage: Eukaryota; Metazoa; Rotifera; Eurotatoria; Philodinida; Philodinidae
Source: the annotation of a GenBank genome assembly
AUGGUAAUCAAUUCAACGUUGACUAUUCAACCAGAUAAUACCCAUGUUGUGAUACCAUCAAAUCGAAGUCGACCACAAUCAGUUCCAAACUUUUCAUCUAAAUCACCUAAAAAUUCACCAGAUCGUUCUCCUGAUGCACGAAAACGACGUCUUCUUCGUCAAAUAUAUAUUCCCGAUAAGCCACCAUUUAUUAAUUUUGCUUCAGCAUAUAUUAAUCCAUAUCGUGCAUUAACUCCUAUUCUAAUUAAUCAUAAUCGCCGACAUCGUUCAAGAAAAAGUAAACGUUCAAAACGUAAACAAAAAAUCCUAGAUAUAUCUCAUGAUUCAAUUCAUACACAAGAAAAUCAAAUUGAAGAAAAUUCAUUUACAAAACAAAUUAUUCAAAAUACAAAUCCUAUUGAUUUAUGGUUAUCUGAUCCAAAUAGUUUUGAUAUGGAUUUUAUUCGUCAACGACAAAUAGCGAUUGACAAUACAUCCUAUCGUGAAACAAUUCAUACAUGGAAACCUUCAUCAAUUGAUCAAUUGAUUACACUAAUUAAAGACUUAAGCAAAGAUAAAAACAUCAUUGAUCAAGUUUGGUUAAUCUUUUAUUGGAUUUCACAAAACAUUUUAUAUGAUAUUGAUGCUGAUAUAGAUCAUAGUCAUAAUUUAAAACAAAAGUCUGAAGAUAUUUUUUCUUCACAUAAAACUACAUUUGAAGGUUAUGCUACAAUUUUUCAAACAUUAUGUGAUGAUAUUGGUAUACAAUGUAUAACAAUUCCAGGUUAUGCAAAAGAUUCUCAUUUUCAAAUAAAUCAAUCAAAAUUUUCUCAAAUAAAUCAUAUAUGGAAUGCUGUACAAUUAAAUGGUCAUCAUUGGUAUCUUAUUGAUACAGUCUUAGGAAGUGGAUAUAUUGAUAAUAAACAUAAAUAUAAAAAACAUCUUAAUAUUCAUUAUUUUUUAACUCGUCCAGAAUAUAUGAUUUAUAAUCAUUUACCAAAUGAUUCUCAAUGGCAAUUUUUAUCAAAACCUAUAUCAAUGUUUGAUUUUUUUCGUUUACCAUAUUUACAUUCAUAUUAUUUUAUUUAUAAUCUUACAUUGAUUUCACCUCGAUUUUCUAGUAUUGUACUUUUUGAUAAAAACGAAUCUUAUGCUGAAGUAUUAGUUCAAGCACCAAAUGAUGUUCAAUUAACAUGUUCAAUAAAAAAUGAUCAUAAAAGUACUUGUCUUACACAAUAUGAUAUUAGUCGACAAAUUUGGCAAUGUUUAUUUGCACCAUGUAAAAUUGGUUUUCAUACGUUAAUUAUCUAUGCUAAUCGUUUAUUAAUAUCAAAUACAUUAAUUAAUGUUAUUGAAUUAGGUGUUGAAGUAUCAUCGAAAGAUUUUAUACAAAAAAAAAUUUUUCCGAUAACUUAUGGAAAAUUUAUUGAAUAUAAAUGUCAAAUAUUUUCACCACUAGAUGGUAUUCUUAAGUAUGGAACAAAAGUAACAAUUCAUUGUCGUAUUCCUAAUGCAGCUUAUGUUAGAAUUUCACUUGAUGGCAUUUGGUUAGAAGAAAUGACGUUAAAAAAUGAUAUAUUUAAACAACAAAUUACUGUACCACAACGAGAAAUAAUCGUAUAUGCUCAAUUUAGUAAUAAAAAAUUAACAAAUAUUUAUUAUGGACUUAUUCGAUAUUUAGUAGAUAAAUAA